AUCUCAGUACUAAACUUUGAUGGAAAUCUAGCUGCAUUUCUUGCCAUGGAAUCAACAAGAGACUGCAUCAGAUUACUUGUUUUAGUUGCCACCACAUUCUUCACUCUAACUGAUGGGAGAGUUGCGCGAGGUUCGCACUUUCGCGGUUCUAAAAUCAGAACAAGUCCAAUCUACAACAGGAUGAAAUUUGAUUUUGAAAAACCUGAAUCAUAUGGCCUAAAUUCUCCAUUCUCCAUGCCACCAUUUGAAUCACUAACACCACUUCCUUCACCAAAUAACUCCCCCGCUCCCUUCGGUGUCUACCCACCAUUUCUUCCACAACCACCCUUCCAAAGCCCACCGUACAGCCCACCGCCAAAUCCCAUUUCACCAAGCUCACCUCUAGGCCCAGAAAGCCCGUUGGCGCCAAAUCCUAUUCCACCAAGCCCACCUCAAGGCCCACAAAUCCCAUCGCCACCACUGAAUCCCAUUUCACCAAGCCAGAGCCCACCACAAUUUGUCCCACUUCCACCAAUUUAUCAGCCACCUGUUGUUUUGCCACCACCGUCUGUGCCACCACCACCACAGAAGAAGCCACAAUAUGCUGUGUGGUGUGUGGCCAAGCCAACAGUGCCUGACUCAAUAAUCCAAGAGGCCAUGGAUUAUGCAUGUGGAUCAGGAGCAGACUGCAAAUCAAUUCAACAAAAUGGUCCAUGCUUUCAACCUAAUACAAUGUUUUCUCAUGCAUCAUAUGCUUUCAACAGUUACUGGCAGAAAUCAAAGCAGGCUGGGGGAACCUGUGAUUUUGGUGGGAGUGCUAUGCUUGUCACUAAAGAUCCAAUCUUUGUAGAUGGUAAACUUUUUGUCUUUAUAAGAAGGCGAUUGCAUGGUGUGAUAUUGCAUACUUGUAAACUCUUUACCAUGGGGAAGUUGGGGUUUGGGUUUUAUCUUAUUUUGCUUGUAAACCUGUGCGGUUUGCUCAGUUCUUUCGCUUGUCCUGGGUGCCGAAAGCCAUCUCCUGCUCCUAAAUGCCCCGCUCCAUAUCCACCGCAUGUUAAGCCUCCCUUCCACCCCAAACCACCGCAUGUCAAGCCCCCUUACCACCCUAAACCACCCUAUGUUCCCAAGCCAACGCCCCCGUACGUUCCCAAGCCUCCGCCAGGUGAAACCCCACCACCUUCGCCACCAAAGCAAGCGACUUGUCCCAUUGAUACUCUAAGGCUUGGCGCAUGUGUGGAUGUGCUAGGUGGUCUCGUAAAAAUUGGCGUCGGCAGUAGUGCCAAGGACUCCUGCUGCCCGGUGCUGCAAGGGCUGGUGGACUUGGACGCCGCCGUGUGUCUUUGCACCACCAUCAAGGCUAAGCUUCUCAACAUCAAUAUCAUUUUGCCCAUUGCUCUUAAAGUUCUUGUCGACUGUGGCAAGAACCCACCUUCUGGAUUUCAAUGUCCUACUAGAGAGGUUGAAGAAGAGUUCAAUGUGUUUUGUUUNGUGACACCGCCCCCGUACGUUCCCAAGCCACCGGUCGUGACACCGCCCCCGUACGUUCCCAAGCCUCCGCCAGGUGAAACGCCAUGUCCACCACCUUCGCCACCAAAGCAAGAGACUUGUCCCAUUGAUACUCUAAAGCUUGGCGCAUGUGUGGAUGUGCUAGGUGGUCUCGUGCACAUUGGCGUCGGCAGUAGUGCCAAGGACUCCUGCUGCCCGGUGCUGCAAGGGCUGGUGGACUUGGACGCUGCCGUGUGUCUUUGCACCACCAUCAAGGCUAAGCUUCUCAACAUCAAUAUCAUUUUGCCCAUUGCUCUUAAAGUUCUUGUCGACUGUGGCAAGAACCCACCUUCUGGAUUUCAAUGUCCUGCUUAAGGAUUUUUUGGUAAUAUAUAAGUUUUAUGCAAGUAGGACAGAUGAAGAUACUGAUGAUUGCUUUGUGAAAGCAAGUUUUCAUGGAAGAAUGAUCAUCAAAUAUCAUGAGUGAGAGAGAGGUUGAAGAAGAGUUCAAUGUGUUUUGUUUCAUAAUCAAUCUCAUUGCAUAUCAAGAAUGCUAAGUUUAUUAUAUGCUUUGGGAAUAAAUGUUGGUUGAUUGUGAUCAUCUAAUUAAAUUGUUCUGUGUACGAGUUCAAAGUUA
This is a messenger RNA of Pistacia vera, 2101 nucleotides long. RefSeq names its product pistil-specific extensin-like protein. The record is from RefSeq and is a predicted model, not a curated record. The transcript is spliced from 4 exons. NCBI's taxonomy places the organism in Eukaryota, Viridiplantae, Streptophyta, Magnoliopsida, Sapindales, Anacardiaceae. Bases 46 to 1839 code for a protein of 597 amino acids.